This is a messenger RNA of Microtus oregoni (creeping vole), 2652 nucleotides long. RefSeq names its product interleukin 2 receptor subunit beta (gene Il2rb). The record is from RefSeq and is a predicted model, not a curated record. Bases 124 to 1737 code for a protein of 537 amino acids. The transcript is spliced from 10 exons. NCBI's taxonomy places the organism in Eukaryota, Metazoa, Chordata, Mammalia, Rodentia, Cricetidae. Gene Ontology annotation, cellular component: membrane; external side of plasma membrane. Gene Ontology annotation, molecular function: cytokine receptor activity; protein binding. Gene Ontology annotation, biological process: cytokine-mediated signaling pathway; immunoglobulin mediated immune response.
UACCUAAGCUGCGGAGCAGGAGAUGGCCGUGAACCCACUCUCCGGGUGGCCUGCAGGGAGCAUACCGCCUCAACUCCAUGUUGCAGCCAGGGCUUGUGUCCUCAGCUCCGCAGCUUGGAUGUGAUGGCUGCCACAGCUCUGGCCUGGUGUCUGUCCCUCUACGUCCUCCUCUUGCCCUUGCCUGCACCUUGGGUGUCUGCAGCAGUGAACGACUGUCCCCAUCUUAAGUGCUUCUACGACUCAAGAGCCAAUGUCUCCUGCACGUGGAGCCCAGAAGAGACCUUUCAGGUCACAAACUGCCAAAUCCAAGCCAAGUCGGACCAACGGUCCUGGAAUACAACCUGUAAUCUAUUUCCUGUGACACAGGCAUCCUGGGCCUGCAACCUGAUCCUUGGACGCCCAGAUUCCCAGUGUCUGAACGCUGUGGAUAUCCUCAACGUAAACGUGAAGUGUUGGGAAAGAGAGAACUGGCGCAGGGUGAAGACCUGCAGCUUCCGUCCCUUUGACAAGCUUCGCCUGCGGGCCCCUCAUUCACUCCAAGUCCUGCACAUUGAAACCCAGAGAUGCAACAUAAGCUGGGAGGUCUCCCAGGUCUCUCACUACCUUUAUAGUGAUUUGGAAUUUGAGGCCCGCAAACGUUCCCUGGACCACAGCUGGAAGGAUGCACCCCUGCUAAGCCUCAAGCAACGACAACAGUGGAUCUGCUUGGAGACACUUACCCCUGGCACCUCAUAUGAGCUCCAGGUGCGGGUUAGGGCCAAUCGAGGUUCCCAGGGGUCCUGGAGCCCCUGGAGCCAGCCCCUGGCUUUCCGGACAAGGCCAGCAGAUCCCUGGAAUCUGCCCCUAAUGUGGCCCAGACAACUUCUCCUGGGCCUUGGUUGUCUUUUUGGCUUCAUGGUCUGUGUCUACGUUUUGUUCAAGUGCCAGUACCUGGGCCCAUGGCUGAAGACUGUUCUCAAGUGCCACAUCCCAGACCCCUCUGAGUUCUUCUCCCAGCUGAGCUCCCAGCAUGGAGGAGACCUUCAGAAAUGGCUCUCCUCGCCCUUCCCCUCAUCCUCCUUCAGCCCCAGUGGCCCUGCACCUGAGAUCUCUCCACUGGAGGUGCUGGACAGAGACAGCAAAGCCAUGCAGCUCUUCCUGCUACAGCAGGACACAGCCUCCUCACCCUCGCCCAGCGGCCAUUCGCAGGCCAGCUGCUUCACCAACCAAGGCUACUUCUUCUUCCAUCUGCCCAAUGCCUUAGAGAUUGAAUCCUGCCAGGUGUACUUCACCUAUGACCCCUGCAUGGAAGAGGACAUGGAGGACGAUGGGCCAGGGCUGCCCCAGGGAUCUCCCCUCCCAUCUGUGCUUCCUCUGGCUGGGGACGAGGACGACUACUGUGACUUCCCACCCAGGGAUGACCUGUUGCUCUUCUCCCCCAGCCGGAACUCCCCUAACACUGCCUUUGGGGGAGCAGCAGCUCUUGAAGAAAAGCCUCCCCUCUCUGUGCAGGAGGGAUGUACCCCGCUACCAUCCCCUGAUCUGAUGGGUUUGCAGUGCCCUCUGGAGCUGGUGGCGCAGGGAGGUGACGGGGAGAGGCUGCCUGCUCAUAGCUCAGGGGAGCAAGCCGGUGUCCCCGAAGGUAGCCCUUGUGGGCAAGGUCAGGACAGGGCCCUGGCCUCUGUCUUGCCUCUGAACACUGAUGCCUAUCUGUCUCUUCAAGAACUACAGGCCCAAGAUCCAGCCUACCUGGUAUAGCCAGCUGACCAGGAUUUGGGAUCCAGCUGCCUAGGUCAGGUCAGGCUUAGGGGGGACCAGUUGAGAACUGUCCCUGGUCAUCCACACCCCAACACUUAGUCAUCCACGUUUGAGCUCUACUUGCUGCUCUAUGGUCCAGCCAGGAUCUGAGGUGGGGAGGGCUGGUCAGCUCUGCCUCCCUGUGUAGUCACUAGCUUCCUGGACUUGCCUUACUCCUUCCUGCUUACAGGGCAGCCAGGACCUGCUUCCCCCCAAUACAAAUGUGCCCAUGUUCUUCUCCUAUCCUUGAGCUUUCUGUGGCUUUGUCGCUUUCAGCACUGCUGUGGGACAGCUGUCCUCAGGGUGUGAUGUCUUAGUCAGAGCAGCUGUGUCCACCCAAACUAAGAGCUCCUGAUAAGACCGGACACAGCCUGUUGACUGUUGACAUUUCAUCACAGAAGGAGGGGGUGGGAAGGGCCAUCAGACUGUCACCGGAGAUCAACAGCCACUCUCCUGCACCCCCAUUCCCAGCUAUGGGUAAUUCUGCCCCUGGUGCCUGUGGUUUUUGGGAAGAUGCUGGCAUUUGCAAGGGGGAAGGUUUGAUGUAACUAUGGGAACACCAUCACCUAUUCUGGGUCUGGAUUUUCUGUGAUACAGCUGUUUUGGAAUCACCUAUCCUCCUGUAAGUAAGCCUAGAAGACUCAGUGGUUCACCAAGCUGGCCUUGAGUGGAUUUGUGCCUUCGACACCAUCUCUGGGAGAAGCACAUAUUUGCUCACGUAUCUCCCUCCCUGCAAAAAGCUUACACAACAUGCAUUGUGUGUCAGCACCAACCUUUGUGGAAACCUCACAAGAAUCCUAUGGGGUCUCCUGGAGUCCCCCUUUGACUCACACCUAUUCAGGGAUUCUUUGUUGUGCCUCACUUAGGUGACAAACA